AUUGGAAAUAAAUUGACCUUUGUUUCUGUAAAUAUGUUUUGUGUGCAUCUUGAAAACGUUCUUUUGAAAUAGACACGUUCAAACGGAGACACUUGUGUUUGUGUCCCGAUCGAGAAGUUUAAUGAUUCAUUCUGCGUCUCAGUGAAACAGUGACUGUUUCUUCUGGGACGUCACGAGCCGGGACGAGGUCCGGAUCAGACUCUGUCCCACAGAAACCCACACUUCAUGUGUGUGUGUGUGUGUGUGUGUGUGUGUGUGUGUGAAGGUUAAUGAAAACAGAGUCGGUGUGUUUGGACAGAGUCGGGGCUGUCGUCACGUCAGCAGCCUCCCAGCAGGUCGACGGAGGACGAACCUCUCGACGGGGUCGAUUUCCUCCGUGUGUUUUCACACCCGACACAUCCUGCAGCUUCACGUGUUCUUCAGCUUCACGUGUUCCUCAGCUUCACGUGUUCCUCAGCUUCACGUGUUCUUCAGCUUCGCGUGUUCCUCAGCUUCACGUGUUCUUCAGCUUCACGUGUUCCUCAGCUUCACGUGUUCCUCAGCUUCACGUGUUCUUCAGCUUCACGUGUUCCUCAGCUUCGCGUGUUCUUCAGCUUCGCGUGUUCCUCGGCUUCGCGUGUUCUUCGGCUUUGCGUGUUCCUCGGCUUCGCGUGUUCUUCGGCUUCGCGUGUUCUUCGGCUUCGCGCGUUCUUCGGCUUCGCGCGUUCUUCGGCUUCACGCGUUCCUCGGCUUCACGAGUUCCUCGGCUCCACGUGUUCUUCGGCUUCACGUGUUCCUCGGCUCCACGUGUUCUUCAGCUUCACAUGUUCUUCAGCUUCACGUGUUCUUCAGCUUCACAUGUUCUUCAGCUUCACGUGUUCUUCAGCUUCACGUGUUCCUCGGCUCCACGUGUUCUUCAGCUUCACGUGUUCUUCAGCUUCACGUGUUCUUCAGCUUCACGUGUUCUUCAGCUUCACAUGUUCUUCAGCUUCACGUGUUCUUCAGCUUCACAUGUUCUUCAGCUUCACGUGUUCUUCAGCUUCACGUGUUCCUCGGCUUCACGUGUUCCUCGGCUUCACGUGUUCCUUGGCUUCACGUGUUCUUCAGCUUCACAUGUUCUUCAGCUUCACGUGAUAAAAAACAGUUUGGACGCGUGGAGGAGGUCGGGGGAGGGUAUAUCCUGAAAUCGAGAAUCAUCGUGUUCUCGUCAGCUCAGAAUGAGCCUUCACAUCCAGAGUCGCCGCCAUGUUCCUAUGGAAGCCCACAGUGGACAAAACCAGGCGCCGGCGCCGCAGAGGGACUCUGGAGGCAGCCUGUGCUUAUGUCAUCGCCCUCAUGGCGGUGUACUGGUGCACCGAGGUGUUGCCGCUGGCCGUCACAGCGCUGCUGCCGACCAUCCUCUUCCCCGUCCUCGGCAUCAUGGAGUCUAAAGACGUGUGUAUGCAGUACCUGAAGGACACCAACAUGCUGUUCGUGGGGGGGUUGAUGGUGGCCGUGGCCGUGGAGCAUUGGAACCUCCACAAACGCAUCGCGCUCAAGGUGCUGCUGCUGGUCGGCGUCCGACCCGCCCUGUUGAUGCUGGGGUUCAUGGGCGUGACGGCCUUCCUGUCCAUGUGGAUCAGCAACACGGCCACCACCGCCAUGAUGGUCCCCAUUGUCCAGGCCAUCCUGGACCAGCUCCACAGCAACGUAGACCCCGGACCGUGGUCCAAGAGCCAGGGCCGGACGGCGGUUCCCCACCAGGAGCAUCAGGAGGAAACCAUCAGUGACCUGAAGAACGCUGCUCCCCACGUCCUGCAGAAAGGUCUGAACGGGUCGAUCGAGACUCAAGAGAAAACCACGAGUCCACGAGACGACGUGUCCGUCGAGCACGAAGAGAUGUCCGAGCUGGAGACGGACGGACGAGUCCAACCGACGCCUCGAGACAAACCUCCGUCGGACGCCGGCGGUGGAGCUGUGGACACAGGCUGCUGUCCCGUGGAGCUGGAGGAGCUGAGCGACGUGGAGGAGGAGACGAGGACGAUGAGUAAAGGCCUCCUGCUGAGUGUGUGUUACGCCGCCAGCAUCGGAGGCAUCGCCACUCUGACAGGAACCGGACCCAACCUGGUUCUGAUUGGUCAGAUGAGUCAGCUCUUCCCUCAGAACGGCGACGUGAUCAACUUUGCGUCCUGGUUCGUGUUCGCCUUCCCCAUCAUGGUGCUGAUGCUGACGCUCGCCUGGUUCUGGCUGCAGUUCCUCUACAUCGGCUGCAACCUGCGGAGGACGUGGGGUUGUGGGGCGGUCCAAUCAGAGAAGGAGCGAGCGGCGUACAAUGUGAUCAGGGACGAGCACCGUCGCCUGGGACCCAUGAGCUACGGAGAGUGCAGCGUCCUGGCGCUCUUCAUCCUCAUGGUGGUGCUGUGGUUCACACGAGACCCCCGAUUCAUGGACGGCUGGGCCACGCACAUGUUCAACGCCAAGGCUGAGUUCGUCACUGAUGCGACCGUCUCGCUCUUUGUCGCCGUGCUGUUGUUCGUUCUUCCCUCUGAGCCUCCGAGAUACCUCUGCUGCUGGAGGAGCUCCGACUCGGGUAACACACACACGCACACACACACACACACACGCACACGCACACACACACACACACACACACACACACACACACGCACAGAGCAGAGCACGUGGAGUUGCCUUCGGAGUUUUGAUAUUUCUUAUGUCCAAUCAGAGUCCCGGGUGUCACGAGGCCCCGCCCCUCCUCUGCUCACCUGGCAGGUGACUCAGAGGAAGAUGCCCUGGAACAUCGUCCUGCUGCUCGGAGGAGGCUUCGCUCUGGCCAAGGGCAGCGAGGAGUCCGGUCUAUCCCGCUGGCUCGGCACUCAGAUGACCCCGCUGCAGUCCAUCCCUCCCUGGGCCAUCUGCAUCAUCCUCUGCCUCCUCGUCGCCAUCUUCACCGAGUGUGCCAGCAAUGUCGCCACAGCAACACUCUUCCUGCCCAUCCUGGCCUCCAUGUCUCAGUCGAUGGGUCUGAAUCCUCUGUACGUGAUGAUCCCCUGCACACUCAGCGCCUCCUUCGCCUUCAUGCUGCCAGUGGCCACGCCCCCAAACGCCAUCGUCUUCUCCUACGGCCUCCUCAAGGUGUCCGACAUGGCUCGAACAGGCGUGGUGAUGAACGUCAUCGCGAUCGGCUGCAUCAGUCUGGCCAUCAACAGUUGGGGACGCGUAAUGUUUUCUCUGGACACGUUCCCAUCGUGGGCCAACGCCACUCUACCUGUGUAGACCCGCCUCUGUUUCCUACAACCGGCUGCUGUUUUCAGGCUCCGCCUCUGGACUCGGGGUGAAGUUUCCCCAACUGGGAAUUUAUUUAAAUUCAUUGUGAAAAACGCAGGAAGGCGUCGUCUGCUCCUCACCACUGAUCCAGAGUCUGAGCAGCCUACAUCCACUCUUCUACUUUAUAGUUUUAAAACUCAUCACGGUUGCUACAGUUACGCAUGGCGUGAACACGACUCCGGAGUUUUCCCGCCUGUGAAUCAGAGACUUGUGGAAAUGCUGCUGGUCCACGUUUUAGUGUGAAAAUUCUGGGGUUGUGUUUUAGUCUGGACGGACAGAAACGAAACGUUUUGUAAACGACGACGCAGACGACGCCCGUUCUCUUCUCUGAUUGGUUCAGCGGUGAAGGCAAAGCGUCGCUAACACUUCCUGUCAGUGACAGUUCCACAUCGUCAUCGUCGUCCCUGCUCUGACUCGUCGCCAUCGCUGUUCGUCCUUCAGAGGAGUUUCUGUAUCUAUGCAAGCAACUGCAGAGGAGACGACCCACUUCCUUUUACACCCGAGUGGUCAUGUGACAUGUGUUUUCAGGUGUGUUCAUGUGGACUGAGGUGGUUUUAGUUUUUAAAAAAUUAAAACAUACUAGUGUGGAUGUAGCAUAUAACCUGAGUCUGCAGUGAGGAGUUAUUGUUAAUGCUGCGUUCCAUUACAUCUUGGAACGUCGGGGUGGUGAUAAUUUUCCGACCUCCCAAGUCCAAGUGCCGAGAUUAUACUGUAACGAUAAACCAGACUUCCGAGCUCCGAGGUAUAAUGGAAUCCAGCAUAAGUUACCAUCAGUGAACUUCCUGCAGAUGUUUCACCUUACAAGCCUGAAAGGUGAAGGAUCCAUCCCCACACACUCUGCUGCUACUGCGUCCAGGUCGUCCUGAGUUUACAAGAUCUGCUGUUCACCCCGAAUUUAUAUAAUAGAAACUGAAAUUGGAAAGAAAAACACUUCCUGUUACCUCCCUAUUAAAAUCUCAGAGAAGUCUCAGAGAUCAAGUCAGGUUGUGACUCUCGAAUCAUUAUUUUCUUCUGUGGUGGUUCUGAUUCACAGUUGUUCUUUGGGAAACUGACUCUGGAACAGUGAACAGACUCCGGCUCUCAUCCCUGUGAAUUGGAAAUUAUUUCAAUUAGUCAUUAGAAAAGAUAUAUGUUGUGUGUUUUCUAGUGUUUUCUAUUUAAAGCCUGUGAGUUUUAUUAAGUAACAUAGUUUUUAUGUACUGUACAUUUGUAACUUCCUGAGUUUUUUAUCGUCUGUUUCUAACGGUUUUAUUUGGCAUCAAUAAAGGUCAAUCUUUAAAUUAA
Scophthalmus maximus (turbot) is the source of this 4569-nucleotide messenger RNA. Its product is annotated as solute carrier family 13 member 5. The coding region runs from base 1225 to 3234 and encodes 669 amino acids. Gene Ontology annotation, molecular function: sodium:dicarboxylate symporter activity; citrate transmembrane transporter activity; succinate transmembrane transporter activity. The transcript is spliced from 12 exons. The record is from RefSeq and is a predicted model, not a curated record. Gene Ontology annotation, biological process: citrate transport; monoatomic anion transmembrane transport. Gene Ontology annotation, cellular component: membrane. Lineage: Eukaryota; Metazoa; Chordata; Actinopteri; Pleuronectiformes; Scophthalmidae.